GUCUGAACACACACGCUCCCCCAUCCGGCGCAGAGUGGACGCGGCGCGGCUUAAAUCAUCUGACGUGUUUUGCGCAUUUCCUGAACUGGCGCUCGAGCACAGGGAGGGAGAGAGAGAGAGGGAGACAGAGAGACAGACGGAGAGGGUGAACAGGGAGGAAGACUGCAGUGCAAAGGACUACACGAGCGUGUAGCUCAAAUGGUUUCGCCUUCUCAAAUCAACAAAGAAAAGAAGCGGCUAAAUAUCUCGGCGAGUGGAUGGCAAUAGUCUCCGCGCGGAUCGGCAGCACAUUGGGAGAAGGAGGAAUCCCAAACGCCUCUCCCACUCAACGCCUAUUGGAAAACCAAUAGUACAAGACGAGCUCCGCUGAAGACCAUCACAUUUGGGAUAUCUUCCUCAUUGCUAUUACCGAUAUUUUGUCUCUCGGACUCUCGUUCCUCUCAUUCAGCGCUAUUCCAGACGUACGGAAUUCGAUUGUUUACGUAUGCUUCCCAUUACGUGGAAAGACGGACCGUAAACAAAAACAGCAGCCUCUGGUUUUGCAUAUCGCGUUUUUUGUAUCCUAUUUGAUCGUUCCGUUCAAAUGAGAGAAUCACGUUGAUCCGUGUAGUGGUUUGGGGGAUUAAAUCAUCACCGCAUCCAUCUAUACAUGCAUGUAUACUGAUGACGUGAUGACAUCUACGGGUAUAGCGACCCCCUGAAUCAAAACCUGCUUUUGAAGCCGUCUGUUCUCUCAAAGAAGCCAGCUGCAUCUCGACUGAGCGUCAUCAUGGUGGUUUUUAAUGGAGUGUUGAAGAUCAAGGUUUGUGAGGCUCUGGAUCUGAAGCCCACCGCAUGGUCUCUCCGGCACGCUGUGGGUCCGAAGACCCAGACUUUUCUCCUGGACACCUAUAUCGCCCUCAAUGUGGAUGAUUCCCGUGUGGGCCAAACUUCUACCAAGCAGAAGACUAACAGUCCGGCUUGGAAUGAUGAGUUUGUAACAGAGGUUUAUGAUGGGAAGAAAAUCGAACUGUCUGUCUUUCAUGAUGCGCCCAUCGGUUAUGAUGACUUUGUGGCCAACUGCACUAUACAGUUUGAAGACCUGCUGCAGAAUGGUAGUAGGCACUUUGAAGAUUGGAUUGACCUGGAGCCUGAGGGCAAGGUGUACGUCAUCAUCGAUCUGUCAGGAUCCUCCAGCGAAGCAGCGGCGGCAUCAUCCAAUGAAAAUGAGGAGAGGGUGUUUCGUGAGCGGAUGCGUCCCCGAAAGCGUCAGGGGGCCGUCAGGAGGAGAGUCCAUCAGGUCAACGGGCACAAGUUCAUGGCCACCUACCUGAGACAACCGACCUACUGCUCCCACUGCAGAGAUUUCAUCUGGGGUGUGUUGGGGAAACAGGGGUAUCAGUGUCAGGUUUGUACCUGCGUGGUCCAUAAGAGAUGCCAUGAACUCAUAAUAACAAAAUGUGCUGGCAUGAAGAAACAAGAAGACACUCCUGAAGAGGUCGGCUCUCAGCGCUUCAGUGUAAACAUUCCACACAUGUUCAGCAUUCACAAUUACAAAGUCCCAACCUUCUGCGAUCACUGCGGCUCUUUACUGUGGGGUCUGAUGAGGCAAGGCCUGCAGUGCAAAGCCUGUAAAAUGAAUGUCCAUCGGCGUUGUGAAAGUAAUGUAGCUCCUAGCUGUGGUGUCGAUGCCCGAAAAAUCGCUAAAGUGCUUUCUGAUCUCGGGGUGACGCCAGAUAAAAUCUCCAACAGUACCCAACGCAGGAAAAAGUUGACUCCAGGGCAGGACCCUCAGCAAUCCACAACAGAAGCCCCUUCAUCAGAAGAGUCUGACCGGUGCAAAUCAGCUCCAACCUCACCUUGUGACCAGGAGCUUGCAGAACUAGAGAGUAUCCGUAAGGCCCUUUCUUUCGGUCAGGAGCACAAGUCUUCCUCCUCUUCUUCAUGCAGCGGUGUUCAGAGCACAGAGACUGAGGGCCGGGAGAAUGGAGACCUAAAAACCGUCCAGACAAAGAGGAUGAGCCUCACUGACUUCUCAUUCAUCAAAGUGCUGGGCAAAGGCAGCUUUGGGAAGGUGAUGCUGGCUGAGCUGAAAGGCACAGAUGAAGUUUACGCUGUGAAAGUUUUGAAGAAAGAUGUCAUCCUUCAAGACGAUGAUGUUGACUGCACUUUGACUGAGAAACGCAUUCUGGCCCUGGCUAGAAAGCAUCCCUAUCUCACCCAACUUUUCUGCUGCUUCCAGACAAAGGAUCGCUUGUUCUUUGUUAUGGAGUAUGUGAACGGAGGAGACCUGAUGUUUCAGAUCCAGCGCUCACGGAAGUUCGAUGAAGCUCGCUCUCGUUUUUAUGCAGCUGAGGUCACUUCAGCCCUGAUGUUUCUGCAUCAGCACGGCGUCAUCUACAGAGAUCUGAAGCUGGAUAAUAUUCUGUUGGACGCUGAAGGCCAUUGUAAACUGGCCGACUUUGGCAUGUGCAAAGAGGGUAUUUUGAACGGGGUCACGACCACCACCUUCUGCGGGACACCGGAUUACAUCGCUCCUGAGAUCCUGCAGGAGUUGGAGUACGGCCCAUCAGUGGAUUGGUGGGCUCUGGGUGUUCUGAUGUACGAGAUGAUGGCAGGUCAGCCUCCUUUUGAAGCCGACAAUGAGGACGAUCUGUUCGAGUCCAUCCUCCACGAUGACGUCCUUUAUCCCGUGUGGCUCAGUAAAGAAGCCGUCAGCAUCCUGAAAGCUUUCAUGACGAAGAAUCCCAGUAAGCGUCUGGGCUGUGUGGUGACCCAGGGGCUGGAAGAGGCCAUCAAAGUCCACCCAUUCUUCAGAGAGAUCGACUGGGUCCAGCUGGAACAGAGGAGGAUCAAGCCUCCCUUUAAACCUCGUAUUAAAACCAAGCGUGAUGUGAAUAACUUCGACCAGGACUUUACUCGCGAGGACCCUGUUCUCACACCAGUAGACGACGCCAUCAUCAAACAGAUCAACCAGGAGGAAUUCAAGGGCUUCUCGUACUUCGGAGAAGAGGCUUUGUCUUAAACCCAGACCUAGCGUCUAUCAGCUCAAAUAUAUGUCAAACACACCCACAAAAAAACACUCGACGCAUUGCAAUACAUGAAUACACACUCAUCGGACCAGACCAGAUCAGAAAAAGCCAGUCCCUUGUGAUUCAGUUCUCUUUUACUGCUGUUUGUGUUCCUUUAGUCUCCUUUAUAUCUCAAAAAAAUAAUAAUAAUAAUGGAUUUCAACAACCAAUCAGAAAUAAAACGAAUGUUCUCCAGAGCCCAAGAAAGAAGGGUCUGAACGCGCUACCUUAAACCAAAAUUCGACGAUACCAAUGAUUGUACCAUUUCGGAUACUUUUAAAUGAAAGGUUGUGUGCCCUUGAGGAAGAAUCCACCCUGCAUACGUGACAAUAAGACAUGUGCUGUGCAUUCAAAUGCCUUCUUGUGUAUUCAGGUGACAUUUUGGGAGCAAUUUUAUAAGAUAUACAGAGACAUUUGUAGUAUAUAUAUAUAUAUAAAUAUAUAUAAAUAUAUUCCAUCACAGUGUUAUGAGAGUUCAUUAGGAAUGGUAACCUGCUGUAUAUGGGUUGUGUCGGCCUGAGUAGGUGUGUGUGUGUGUGUGCAUGACAUGUGUGUGUGCAUGUGUUUGCAUGAAUGAGAGCGAGAGGCCCUUGCCCUCCUGAAGCUCUACGUUUGUUUUCAUGUUGUUUCGCAACGGCUUUUCAUUUGCGCUCGAGUGUGUAAAGUGCGUGUGUGUUUUUGCCGUGUGCUGCCGCUAUGCACAAAAAAAGGUGUAGCUGUGGCGAAGAAAGAUGAGCACUCGUUGCUGUCAGGUCAUUUUGUACAGAACAUGUACAUAGUAUUUGCUCCAAAAAGCCUGUGAACGCUUCUUAGGGUAGGCAGUUGUUUGCAUGGUCUUGCGAAACGUGUCGUUAUUGAGUAGCAUCAGUUUACGGAAAGAUUUUAUGAUUAUUUUUUUUAUAUAUAUGUAUCUAUGUGCAAUACCCUGAACACAUUUCUCCCCUCAUAUUAUUAUUAUUAUUAUUAUUAUUAUUUCCUUCUUUUUUGUGUGUGUUUUAUAGGUUAGAGCUUCACCAAAGGCUUUCUCGCUCUCGGUUUCAUGCUCCUCUCUGCCGUUCUCUUGUAUAUAGUUUGCUGAAAGUACAUAAGCUGUGGAAUGUAGUGGAAAACAUGCGUGAGCUUUUAAUUUAUUCGAUAUACAUGUAGCUACGCUUCCCUUUUUUUGUGUCGACGCGUCUUCUUGUGCUUUACUUCAGCCUUCUCUUUUGUGAACCCCUCUUGUAGUUGAAUUAUUGAUUUGUGCAAUGUGAAAGACUUUAAAGGAAGAGGUGGACUAAACGAAAAGGGUACAUUUCAGGCGUACUAAUUAAAACCUUCUGGAAUGUGAUGACUUUUGCUUUAGUGAUUUGAGGAUUUUUUUUCUGUCUAACGUUUUUUAGUUGUUCCACUGCUUUUUUUUUUUAACCGUGUCUGUGGGUUGAUUAUGGUAGCUAGGUCAAUGAUCAUCUUGAAGCCUUUUCUCUCGCAGGCACCUUCCUGUCUGUCGCCCUCACUGUAUUAUGCCAAACGUCUCGUUGAGCUUUAUUUUCUCCCGUCGUUUCCUUUUUUUUUUUAACUGUAAAGGAAUGAACUUGAUAUAUACUGUAGGACACAUCCAUGGUCUGUCUUCAAAGUCAAAACAAAGUAAAUAAACUAAGAAUUACCUCUUAAAUGAAGUGCAAAGAUUUCUCUUGCUGAAUAUUGAAUAUUUGCGCAUACAGUAUUAAAAUACAUAAAUGUUUCAUAUGUAUGAUAGUGCUGUAUUAUAUACAUCUGGUAUUGGACUUUAGUUUCUGUGUGGUGAAGCUUCAUGUGCACAGAGGUAUUUCUUUUUUCUGGAUACACUAAGAGUUAUCUCAUUGUAAGCAUUUUACUAUGUGCCAAAUGUACUGUCAUCUACAGGAUGUGAAUGUUUUGUUUAACCUAUUAAACCCUAAGAUGUAUGAAAAA
Molecule: messenger RNA, 4979 nt
Organism: Danio aesculapii
Lineage: Eukaryota; Metazoa; Chordata; Actinopteri; Cypriniformes; Danionidae
Gene: prkcea
Product: protein kinase C, epsilon a
Exons: 15
Coding region: 770-3004 (744 amino acids)
Biological process (GO): intracellular signal transduction; peptidyl-serine phosphorylation
Molecular function (GO): diacylglycerol-dependent serine/threonine kinase activity; ATP binding
Source: RefSeq, a predicted model, not a curated record